Molecule: messenger RNA, 1345 nt
Organism: Exaiptasia diaphana
Lineage: Eukaryota; Metazoa; Cnidaria; Anthozoa; Actiniaria; Aiptasiidae
Product: QRFP-like peptide receptor
Exons: 1
Coding region: 235-1326 (363 amino acids)
Biological process (GO): G protein-coupled receptor signaling pathway
Cellular component (GO): membrane
Molecular function (GO): peptide binding; G protein-coupled receptor activity
Source: RefSeq, a predicted model, not a curated record
GAAAUUUGAGAAAGACAGGAUAUUACUCCGUCAGAAAGAAUAUCCGUUACAUUCAAAUCCUCAGAUACGGACUCUCCCGUAAGCGGACAGCUCUAAUCAUGGACAACUUUCCAAAACCCCGAUUUUUUCCUGUAUUCUGUAUUUAGACUUCCUCAUAGCCAAACAGCUCAACCAAUGGACACUUUUUCUGCUUCCAAAUGGUGUCCUCUUUCGGGAGAUUCUACUGUAUAGUAAAUGGGUCAUUUUAUUAUAACAUUCAGGGACAUCAUGGUUAAUAUCACGUGGUUAAACGAAAGUCAAUCAUCGUGCGAUAACAAAGCUAACAUUGUAACAUGGAAGGCUUGUCAUGAGAAUGAUCUGGACCGAGAAAUGCUUGGUAUUAAUCGUAAAAUGAAAAUAGCAAGCUUCACAUUGAUGGUGGUUGGUAUUGUCAGUAGUAGCCUCGUUUGUAUGGUGGUGUUAAGGAUUCGACGUAUUCCACAACGCACCAUUUCAAAUGUCUUGAUAUUGAACCUUGCUUUGGCGGACAUCCUGUUUCGUAUUGUCUACGUUAUAACUCGUGUKAUAUUGCCUGCAUUGCAUAUAAACGUCUCCAGUGUAGAGUGCAAGAUCAUGUUGUAUUGCCAUAAUGCAUGUGCAGCAGUAACCUUUGCGUUGCUUUCUGGKAUAGCUAUUGAUCGUUAUCAGCAAAUUGUAUACCCACUCAAGUAUUUCUACAUGGCCAAAACUCGGCGCAUUGUGGUAAUUUUCACCCUCUGGAUGUACGCAUGCGUCAUUGCUGUGGGAUUCAUUUUCGUUGGGAAAGAUCAACCAUACGAAAAGUUCGGAAAAAUCCCGAAAAAAUUCCGAAAACWUAACAACACAAUACCAGAUACAGUAAGGUACCAAACRAAAAAGAUGAGGUUUUGUUCUUUUGGCAAUAACUCGUUUAGUAGUCAACUUGCUUUUACUCCUUACUUUGUCUUUGGUUUUCUUAUUCCUUUGUUCAUCAUAACAUUGACUUAUGCSGCWGUWUUUAGAUUUUUGAAAGUACGAAGUCAGCACAGCAUUAGUCAAAGAUCGACAAAGUCAAAGAGGAAGGCACUCAAGAUGUUAGUUACUGUAGUGGCUUCUUUCGUUGUUYGCUGGGCGCCGGUAAUGUUGGUAGACUUACUUCGUGUUUAUGGGCUCAAAUUCGGUGGUCGGUCUUCAGUGAGGCAAAUUGCCCAGUCGUUUUCACACACAAGUUCAAUUAUCAGUCCCGUACUUUAUGCUUUUGGUAACAGUAACUUUAGAAGAGAAUUGAACAAAAUGAUGAAAGAUCUGAAGAAAACGUUUACUCGCUGAAACAAUUAUAACGAUCAAA